AUGCAUCCUAUUUUCCCCGAAGGCCCCGUUGAUCUAAUACUUCGGGUGUUAGGCCACCAUAUUCUCCGCAUCAAGACGGAAAAUGAAGUGGCUGUGAUGAUGUGGCUGCGCAAGAACACUACCAUUGCCGUUCCAGAGGUGGUUCAGUUCGAUGUUAUGUUUAACAACGUGUUGCAACAUGAAUUUACUCUUCUAGAGCGCGUUCGCGGCACGACUCUGCAUGAGAUCUACGAUCGUCUCUCGCAGGAGCAGCUGGAACAGGGUUGUCAAUCAAAUCAUCGAUAUCUUGACUGCAUCGUCGCUCUUGGGAUGGAGUCUCGGAACUAA
Messenger RNA from Aspergillus chevalieri, 327 nucleotides. RefSeq lists its product as uncharacterized. NCBI's taxonomy places the organism in Eukaryota, Fungi, Ascomycota, Eurotiomycetes, Eurotiales, Aspergillaceae. Bases 1 to 327 code for a protein of 108 amino acids. The transcript has a single exon. The record is from RefSeq and is a predicted model, not a curated record.